CAGUAGCCCUUGAACGCGUCGUCUGUAGAUGAUUGACCCCAGCAACAGCAACGCGCUCUCAGACUCGGAUUACGGCGAUCUACAACAAAUAUCCUCACAAUGAUGAUCCCUCAGUUGUCCAACACUUCGGUGUGUAUGAAAGACCCGGACAGAGUGCGGGACAUUCUCGUGUCUAUGCAGAAGGCAGGCUCCAACACACUCCAGGUGAUCUCAGACUUUGACAUGACUCUAACCAGAUUUGCAUUCAAUGGAAAACGGUGUCCUACUUGUCACAAUAUACUUGACAAUAGCAGACUCAUCAGUGAUGAAUGUAAACUACAGUUAAAAGAACUACUGAACACCUACUACCCCAUAGAGAUUGACUGCUCUCGGUCAGUAGAGGAGAAGCUACCUCUUAUGGUGGAGUGGUGGACAAAAGCUCAUGAACUCUUAAUUGAGCAAAAAAUAAAGAAAGAUGCUCUUGCCUUAGUGGUGCGGGAGUCUGAUGCAAGGCUUAGGGAUGGAUACAAAUUUUUCUUUGACCACCUGCACGAGCACAGCAUCCCCCUGCUCAUCUUCUCGGCCGGGAUAGGAGAUGUUUUAGAGGAAGUGAUUCGGCAGGCUGGAGUCUUCCACUCCAACGUCAACGUAUUCUCCAAUUAUAUGGACUUUGACGAACUUGGAGUGUUGCAGGCAUUCAAAGGAGAGCUGAUCCACAUCUACAACAAAAGAGAGGGGGCGCUAUUGAACACGGGACACUUCAGGGAGCUGAGAGCACGACCAAAUGUGCUGCUGCUUGGAGACUCUCUGGGAGACCUGAACAUGGCUGAUGGGGUCCAGGACAUGGAGAACAUCCUCAAGGUCGGAUUUCUCAAUGACAAGGUAGAGGAGAGGAGGCAGACAUACUUGGACUCUUAUGACAUUGUCUUGAUAAAGGAUGAAACAUUAGACGUCCCCAAUGCCAUUAUCCGCUUCCUCACCGGGCAACAGUGAAGACAACAUCCCUGUUUAUCCCUGGAAUUCUUUGGGUACAUUUACCUCCAUUGCAGACCUGUUCUGAAUAUUGUUAUGGUUUUAAAUUGUUAUUUUACAAAUUCUUAUAAACGCACAAACCAGAAAAAGCUACUCCUACUCAUUACCAUGGCCUUUUUUGCUGUAAAAGAAGACCGAAGAGGUCAUAGAAUACUUGUAGAACUUGGUACUAAUGUGGUUAAAAUGUUUUGUUUACAUUUUAAAAACAGAUUAUUUGGUUAAAUAGUUUUCAUAAAAGGGAAUAGUAACACACAGCAAAAGAGACGGUAACUGACUUUCUGUGAGAGUUUCAACUUUUACAAUAAAAUGUUCUUUUAUCAA
Boleophthalmus pectinirostris (great blue-spotted mudskipper) is the source of this 1332-nucleotide messenger RNA. Its product is annotated as cytosolic 5'-nucleotidase 3. The coding region runs from base 100 to 972 and encodes 290 amino acids. Gene Ontology annotation, molecular function: 5'-nucleotidase activity; magnesium ion binding. Lineage: Eukaryota; Metazoa; Chordata; Actinopteri; Gobiiformes; Gobiidae. Gene Ontology annotation, cellular component: cytoplasm. The transcript has 9 exons. The record is from RefSeq and is a predicted model, not a curated record.